Macrosteles quadrilineatus (aster leafhopper) is the source of this 1101-nucleotide messenger RNA. Its product is annotated as holocytochrome c-type synthase-like. The transcript has 7 exons. Gene Ontology annotation, biological process: cytochrome c-heme linkage. Bases 198 to 1013 code for a protein of 271 amino acids. Gene Ontology annotation, molecular function: holocytochrome-c synthase activity. Gene Ontology annotation, cellular component: mitochondrion. NCBI's taxonomy places the organism in Eukaryota, Metazoa, Arthropoda, Insecta, Hemiptera, Cicadellidae. The record is from RefSeq and is a predicted model, not a curated record.
GUGUUUAGAAGACCCAGACCACAGGGCACAGACCUAGACUUUGUCUUUCCUUUUUAUAGGGCUCUGUGCUUGCAAGCUGUUAUCAAGAACGUUAUGGUUAUUUUCUAAAUCUAACCUAUAAAAGUGCAAAACUGAACUGCAAAUUUUUGGGUCAGAAUUUUCAGCAAUUAGGCUAGUUUAGAACACCUAAACUUACGAUGGGCAACACAUUGACUGUCGCAAACUUAGCAGCUGCCAACCUCACCCAUGUGCCUCCAGCUCAGCCAGAGGGAACAGCUAAACCUUACGGACACGAAACAUUCGAGGGUGAACCACCUCCAGAAUGUCCAAUGCACAAGCCCAAAGCGAAACCUGUGGUUCAAUCAGAGUGUCCCAUAAACCAUGACAACAGUGACAUUGAUCCCAGAAAUAUGAUGGGACCAGCCAAUCAAAAGCCAGCACCAGACCAGCCGUUCACACUGCCGACCAAUAGAGAGACGUCUACAAUACCUAAAGCUGGCAAAGAAGGAGAAUUUUGGGUCUACCCUUCCGCACAGAUGUUUUGGAAUGCUAUGCUUCGCAAAGGCUGGCGAUGGAAGGAUGACGAUCUCAAGCCUCAUGAUAUGGAGGUUAUCAUCAAAAUACACAAUGCCAACAACGAGGCUGCCUGGCAAGAGGUUUUGAAAUGGGAGGCGCUGCAUGCUUACGAAUGUGGCAAUCCAAAACUGAAGAGUUUUGGUGGAAAAGCCACUGACUACUCUCCGAGAGCUCGAAUCCGGCAGCUCAUGGGGUAUGAGUUACCAUUUGACCGUCAUGACUGGAUCGUGGACAGGUGCGGGAAGGACGUGCGUUAUGUGAUAGACUACUACGACGGAGGCUUGGUCGGGCCGGAUCACAGAUUCGCCAUCUUGGACGUGAGGCCGGCUAUGGACUCCUGGGGGAACGUCUGGGACAGGAUGAGAGUUGCCUGGAUGAGAUGGAGAUACGAGUGGGAAGAGCGGCGAUCACAGAGUCCAAUAGAAAACAAGAGCUAAAGUGUAAAAAUAGUUUGUAGUGUUGUAAGUUGAGUAUUCCUCAGUGUGUAAAUUUGUUGUAAGUAAAUAAACUAUGUUGAGUGAGCUA